This is a messenger RNA of Marchantia polymorpha subsp. ruderalis, 2008 nucleotides long. NCBI's taxonomy places the organism in Eukaryota, Viridiplantae, Streptophyta, Marchantiopsida, Marchantiales, Marchantiaceae. The record is from the annotation of a GenBank genome assembly.
AUCGGUUCUCGCCUGGUGUGCUAGAGAAAGAUCCACCUCUGGCACAACAGCCGAAAGGCCGAAAUUCUCGAGAGGUAGAGCUAGACAAGAUGUUGCAGGGAAGAAUACUACCGCCGAGACUGGCGUCUCCAGGUUCCCUUAAAUGGUCUCGUGCCUGCUGCAUCAUGGCAAAGCAUCGAUGUAAAGCAGGAUUCAGGCUCGAGAACCAGGAACGAUCCCAGCUCUCUAACGGCUUGAGAUUUCGAGAGGAUUGGAUUCUGCACCGAUGGCGAAUUUAAUUAGUGGCAAGGUUUCCUUGAGCAUGCUUGUGGGAAGCCUGUUGCUCUUCUCGUUUCUGAUCGAUUCCGCGGUUGCUCACGGAGGAGCAGCCGAUGAGGGCGUCGAUGAGGCGUCGGUAAAUCUCAGGGCCAAGAGUUUGAUUCUCGUCAAGAUUUACUGCUUGAUCAUAAUCUUCUUUGCCACCUUCCUUCCUGGUAUUUCACCCUACUUCUUCCGAUGGAACUAUGGAUUUCUCGUUCUGGGAAUCCAAUUCGCUGGAGGCGUCUUCUUGGCCACUGCGAUGCUUCAUUUUCUCGGCGACUCCAACGACACCUUCGGGUCGCUCACGCCCAAGACUUAUCCGUUCGCAUUCAUGCUGGCUUGUUCUGGUUACCUCAUCACAGCGGUGGCAGAUGUCAUAAUUCAGUCAAUCUAUCUUCGUCAGUCACAGAACAGACGCACUUCAGAUGCUGAAACCGGCAAGGAAUCAGCGAUAACAGGAGCUGUUGGCCCGAAUGAUCAUGAGGCAGGGCACAUGGUCCAAGCCACCUUGAUACACACCGCUUCCAUGGGAGACGCCGUGUUGCUGAUCCUCGCUCUUUGUUUUCACUCAGUUUUUGAGGGCAUCGCCAUUGGUGUGGCAGCAAAUAAAGCUGAUGCUUGGAGAUCCCUCUGGACCAUCUCGCUGCACAAAGUAUUUGCAGCUAUUGCCAUGGGCAUUGCCCUCUUGCGGAUCCUCCCAAACAGGCCGUUUCUUUCAUGUGCUGCUUAUGCACUUGCUUUCGCCAUCUCCAGUCCAGUCGGUAUAGCCAUUGGAAUCAUUAUCGACUCUACAACUCAAGGGAGCACGGCAGACUGGAUAUACGCCAUCUCUAUGGGAUUUGCAGCAGGUGUCUUCAUAUACGUGGCGAUCAAUCAUCUCUUGGCCAAAGGUUUCAUUCCUCCAAAUAACGAGAAAGUUGCAGUGGACACGCCUGUCCUCAAACUUCUUGCCUUUGCGUUGGGACUUGGCGUUUUGUUCGUGGUCAUGAUCUGGGAUUAAUCUACCCAGGGAGAGCGAACCGUGUCCAUCCGUCGUCAUCACAGCGUCCUGCUCUACAUAUAUAAUGCUGUCCAAUAUGCCAUCUGUUGUAGCGUACCAGAAUGCGCGAGGGGAAUUCUGGUGGUAGACCAGGCAACAAUUGAAAAACAAUAAGAAAACAACAUGGAGUCUUACGCGACAACCACUGACGCUGCUGGACCCUGCUGCGACCCAAUUGUACAUGACAUCACGAGAUUCAGGUUCACGCCGAGGCCAGGGUGUAACUAGAGAAACCGCAAGUUUUUUGCAGCUCUGGAUCAUCUCUACGGCCCACCAUGCCAAAAGUUGGUCUGCACGGUAAGACCAUACGAACAAGUAUCAGGACAUUAGGAACAGAACUAGAUUUAGUUUGGUACUCAGUUUGAUAACAUAUUCAGCUUCCCCGAUACUCAAAUUUUUUAGCUCAGUGACGGAUCCUUCAGGUUUUAUACUUACAAUUUACUAUACCCGCUGUAGAUUACAAUGCGUGUUGUACAUUCAGCAAGGUCAACUGAAUCUGUUAUCAACAAACAAACUCUAGUUCUUGCCAAUAAAAAUUUAGCAUUGGAUUCCAAUCAAGGACGUAUAUCCCGGGGUCCAAAUGUUUUACUUUCAAAUGGAAACUUUAGGUGAUAUCAAAUUUUGUCCACUUUAUAAACUUAAAUAUUAUACUGCGUAGUUUAGUUUCCA